This is a messenger RNA of Colletotrichum paranaense, 2475 nucleotides long. RefSeq lists its product as uncharacterized. The record is from RefSeq and is a predicted model, not a curated record. The transcript has 3 exons. The coding region runs from base 1 to 2475 and encodes 824 amino acids. NCBI's taxonomy places the organism in Eukaryota, Fungi, Ascomycota, Sordariomycetes, Glomerellales, Glomerellaceae.
AUGCAGGCCAACGAAGAACCACCUCAAGCUAUGUCUCCGGACGCUCAAGUUCAGCAGCGAGUUCCGAUGGUCUCCUCUAACCAGUACUCUCCGGAGAGCGCAAGUGAGGUGGACCGAUCGGCAUCGCCUCGUCCGCAAACUCCGCCUUCAAUAUCUCACCCAACUUCGGCCGCCCAGACUCAUGAAUGGACAAUGUCGAGCACUGAAGCCGAGAUCAUGGCGAGUGAGAUAAGCCCAGUCUCGCCUCACGCAAACUACGGCAUCAAUCUUGACAUACACCAACAUGAAGAUCUCUCGAUUUCAGGCGAGGGGACCCGGAAAAAACCCAUCAGUGUCACCACUCACACAAGUGCACAACAGACAUCACAAGGACCUGACGAAGGCCCACAACCUACGAAUGCUAGUGCCGAAAGGCUUGAUGAAAUCAAGAGAGCCACAGAGACCUUGAAACCGACUUGGAAAAUAUGGGCUGUGGAGAUAUCGUGCAUCGCACUGAGUACGCUUUUCUUGACCGUCAUCAUUGUUGUCCUAUUCAGAUAUGAUUCGCAGGAGCUUAGACACUGGCCGUUAGGGACCACACUCAACUCGUUCCUCGCAUUGUUCACCGCCUUAGCCAAGGCUGCCUUUGUGAUACCCGUCUACGCCUGCAUCAGCCAGUCACAGUGGGCCUGGUUUGCAAAUGGUAUACCUAAACCUCUCUAUGAUUUUGAAUUGAUAGAUCAAGCAAGCCGAGGGGCCUGGGGCUCCUUGAUACUACUCUGGCGGUUUCGAUUCCAGCAUUUCGUGGUUCUUGGAGCACUGCUCACCACGAUUAAUGCUCUGACAUCGCCAUUCACACAACUAGCUAUCAAUUACUCAUUGAAAGACAUUCCCGUCGAAAAAGAAGCAUCGGAAAGCCAAGCUACUACGCCAGCCGUUCGAGAUCUCAUGUACCCCAGAGAUGACCUCGUGUCAGCAAUCCGUUUUGCUGGUCAACGAGCUCCUCUCCUAGAUUAUGAGGGGUUUCAAAAGCCGUUACCUUAUUCUGCCAUCGACACAAACGCGACAUUCUGUUCAACAAGCAACUGCACAUUCGAUCAAUAUCAAUCCCUCGGGAUUUGUGUGAAGAUGGCGAACAUAACAUCUUCCCUCAAAGUUGAGAAGUUCGAAGGCGGUAGAAUGACAGAGACGCCAACAUUCUCCGAUAGGUUCCUUCCUAACCGCAGCGUGUGGAAAGUUGCGCUUCCUAAUGGCUUUGAAUUCAACCAUCAAAGCAAAGCAGCGUUGUUCACAGACAUAAUGAAUGGAAGCCAUACGUUUGCAUUCCGAAACAGCCCAGCUCUUCUUUCAGCAAAAAUCGCAUCAUUCUUUUUGAUCUACACUACCCCAAUAUUGAAAAACGACGAGGCCUGGUGGAGUUCUGAAGAUAAGAGUCCAAACAACACAUGGCAGGAGGUACUCGAUCAUGUCCAUAGUGUUGAACACGAGGCUCUCGAAGUUCUCUUCCACCUGUGUGUACAAUCUUAUACCACCACAGUCCAGCUAGGUAGGGAAACGACUCUGAUUGAUGACACUUUCACCGAGCCCGUCAGUCAACACGACCAAACAUUUCUCGACAUAAAAUGUCCACCGUUGGUACAACAACAUAUGUCUGCGUGCAAUUCCAGCCCAAGCCGCUGGAACGAGGUCCUUGAACUCAAAAGUCCGACGCGAAAUAUGUCUCUUUCAGUCAAGCCGGCUCGAGAUGAAGUCAAGCCUUUUAGCGCGAGUUAUCGUGCGAUGGAAAAAAUGUCCCAAUCAAUGAGGACAUACUUCGCAGGUUUUGCAUACGCGACUAUGUCUUCUACUACCAGCGGACUUGCUCAAGUCGAUCAUCUUGGUCUCGAAUUUCCGUUCACGCUUUGGAGCUCAGUGCUGUUCUCAUAUUCUAACAUACUAAUCCCUGAGCGUCGAAAACUUUGUCUCGAAAACAUUUACCAGAACGCCGCCACCCUGUUGUCUGCUGCACUCCGAAUGAAGCGGCCCUACAAUCAAAAGGUCAGAGGCGUGUUCAUGGUUCCUGGUCAUGUAACCACAAUGGCCACGUUCGUCAAGAUAACAUGGCCUUGGGUGAUGCUACUCGCAGCGGAGAUUGCGGCUGCAGCGAUCUUCCUUGUCAUUACUAUCAUGUACUCCACGGGAGGCUCAGACUCAAAGUAUAGAGACCUCAAGAGCUCUUCACUGGGCACUCUUGUCGCUCUCGGUCCAGACUGCCACACUGCGGCGGGUGGAGGUCUCCAGCCUGUGGAUGACUUGCAGAAGCUCGCGAAAAGGCUUCAAGUUCAGAUCAGAGGGAGUCAAAUUAUGGUUGCCGAGGAUGAGACGGAGAAGACAUUCUCACAUGAGACGACAUACGGCUUGUCCGGCGUUGAAGAAGGUGCUUCCAGGGAGAUGGAUCGAACUCAGGGGCAGAAGUUAGGGUGGCCAGCGGUUUUCAGAGGGAAACGAGAAGCAUGA